AUGGCGCCCCCGGAAGUCCACCACGCCGCUUUGAAUGCCACUUUCAAGGGCAUCCAGCGAGAAGACCAUGUGCCUGUACACCAAUAUCUAGGUAUUAAAUACGGCAGUAUUCCUGCGCGAUUUGAAAGGGCUGAACCGGUGAAUGAUUUUGCGGGAGCUGUUGUUGAUGCGACCAAAUACGGACCGAGAUGCCCUCAGGCGGAGAUAGAUGUGCGCCAUUUGCUUCGUAUCCCCGAGGAAUUUGAAAUUGCUCCAGAGCCGGAGGACGAAUUCGAGUGUUUGAAUCUUGAAAUCACUUGUCCGUCGGUGUCUUCCGUUAAACAACCACUCCCAGUUCUGGUCUGGAUUCAUGGUGGCUCUCAGAUUGUCACUUUUUGCUCUGCGGCAUCCAAGAUUUGCGAUCCAACCAAGCUUGUGGCAGCCUCCAUUGAAGCCGGAAAGCCCAUUAUCUUCGUUUCCAUCAAUUACCGUCUGAAUAUUUUCAGCUUCGGAGACGGCAAGGAGAAGAAUCUUGCCUUGAAGGAUCAGCAACUCGGUAUAGAGUGGGUUCGCAAUAACAUAGCAUCUUUCGGUGGUGAUCCCGCCAAUAUUACUCUCUCCGGUGAGAGUGCCGGGGCCAUCUACACACAUGCGCAUCUUAUCACCAGUCCUCCCGUCAAAAGGGCGGUGCUGGCAUCAGGUAGCUUGUACCUAUCGUCUCCAUUGCCCGUAGAGCGAGGGGACGGUCUGAUCAAGACAUUGGAAGCGAAGGUUCAAAAUCUGGAUCAGCCCUCGCUACGAGAGUCUUCCGUUGAAGUAUUGAUUCAGGCCUUGAAAGAAUGCAAGGUCAACACAAUGUGGUUGCAAGAAGAGCCCGAGCUGGCGAACUGGGAGACCAAGCCCGAGCUGGUGGAAGAACUCAUGAUUGGUGACACCGAAUAUGAAUCUGUCAUCUGGCGCAACGGUAUUGAAACCCUCGAAGGUGAAACCAUAGCGGCCGCAUUCGAGAGCGACGAGCGAUGGGGAUCGAAGCUUCGCAAAAUGUACCAUGUGGUACCCGAUAGACCAACAGCCGCGAAGCUUGGUGCUUUGGACUUGGUUCACGAUGCACGCUACACGCUUCCAGUGGAAAUGGUCGCGGAAAAGCUGAAAGCCGCCAACAAACGCGUCUACAAGUAUGUGAUUGACCAGCCAAAUCCCUGGCAGCCAUCUAGUCGCUCCCACCACGCCGUGGAUCUGCUGUUCCUCUUUGAUGGUGUAGAUCUCUCAUUCAACCCAGCUGCACAGGCGGUUGGGAAAGAGAUGCGACAGCGCUGGAUCAGUUUUGUCUCGGGAGAGGCACCUUGGGGUGCAGAUAGCCGCUUUGCCUAUGGGCCUCUGGGUGAGUCCAAGGAGAUUAACGAGACACAAUUUGCUGCUCGACGACGAGUCGAGCACUGCAAGGUGCUCAGGGAAGCUGGAAUUGGGGUCUAUCUUCCGAUUCUGGGUGCCCUGACUGCGGGACGGAUCAGCCUUCUCAAUUAG
This is a messenger RNA of Penicillium cinerascens, 1503 nucleotides long. RefSeq lists its product as uncharacterized. The transcript is spliced from 6 exons. The coding region runs from base 1 to 1503 and encodes 500 amino acids. The record is from RefSeq and is a predicted model, not a curated record. Lineage: Eukaryota; Fungi; Ascomycota; Eurotiomycetes; Eurotiales; Aspergillaceae.